Molecule: messenger RNA, 579 nt
Organism: Suillus discolor
Lineage: Eukaryota; Fungi; Basidiomycota; Agaricomycetes; Boletales; Suillaceae
Exons: 1
Molecular function (GO): GTP binding
Source: RefSeq, a predicted model, not a curated record
CAGCCCUCCCGCCCCAAUGUCGUGCUCUUCGGCGAGCGAGGAGCAGGCAAAAGCUCACUCAUCAACAUGCUUGUCGGCCGGGAUGUAUCAUCUCCAUCCAACCCAGACCUCGCACCGUUCGCGAGUAGGGGGUACGCUGUCGAUGUGGGCGGACGGGAGGUAGUGGUGUGGGACUCGGUGGGGCUGCAGAAGGGGGAACAUCACGAUACGCUGUCCGAGGGUGCUACGAGGAACCUGCAGGGGUUGAUACAAAACAUUCAUAGCGGCCUCAACCUCCUUCUGUUCUGUGUCAAUGCCGCGCGCGUAAGUGAGGCUCUAGGAAUCAAUUACGAUGCAUUUUAUAGCAUUAUCGGAGGCAAGAAGGUGCCUAUAGUGCUCGUUGUGACGGGUCUGGAGGACAAGGAUCCGAUGGAGGGGUGGUGGAAGGAGAACGAAGCUGAGUUUAAGAGGCAUGGGCUGACUUUCGAUGGGCAUGCCUGCAUCACCACUACAAGAGGGAAACCACUCAGGGACGGCCCUGGGCACCGGCACGACGAGCAAUAUGAGCAGUCCAAGCUGGCUGUUAAAGAGCUGAUCAAG